This is a messenger RNA of Hyalella azteca, 495 nucleotides long. Its product is annotated as keratin-associated protein 16-1-like. Bases 1 to 495 code for a protein of 164 amino acids. The transcript has a single exon. NCBI's taxonomy places the organism in Eukaryota, Metazoa, Arthropoda, Malacostraca, Amphipoda, Hyalellidae. The record is from RefSeq and is a predicted model, not a curated record.
AUGCCUGCCAUUUGCAUGCAGCUUAUUUGGCUCGCCCUGCAAACUGCCACGAGAAAUGCCCUCUGGAGCUUCCCUAUGUCGGCCUGGACUGUGGUAACGGUGCCAUCACAGUGCCGUGUGAGUGCCAUCACAGUGCCGUGUGUGUGUGUCAUCACAGUGCCAUGUGUGUGUCAUCACAGUGCCGUGUGUGUGUCAUCACAGUGCCGUGUGUGUGUCAUCACAGUGCCGUGUGUGCCAUCACAGUGCCGUGUGAGUGCCAUCACAGUGCCGUGUGUGUGCCAUCACAGUGCCGUGUGUGUGUCAUCACAGUGCCGUGUGUGCCAUCACAGUGCCAUGUGUGUGAGCCGUGUGUGUGUCAUCACAGUGCCGUGUGUGCCAUCACAGUGCCGUGUGUGUGUCAUCACAGUGCCGUGUGUGUGUCAUCACAGUGCCGUGUGUGUGUCAUCACAGUGCCGUGUGUAUGUCACCACAGUGCUGUGUGUGUCAUUUAUAUGA